UGAUUGAAUUCCGCCGGCGCGGGAGCCUCUGCAGAGAGAGAACGCGAGAGAUGGACAUGGACAAACGGAUUCAUUUAGAGCUGCGGAACAGGACGCCCUCUGAUGUGAAAGAGCUUGUCCUGGACAACUGUCGGUCAAAUGAAGGCAAAAUCGAAGGCCUCACAGAUGAAUUUGAAGAACUGGAGUUCUUAAGUACAAUCAACGUAGGCCUCACCUCAGUCGCAGACUUACCAAAGUUAAACAAACUUAAGAAGCUUGAACUAAGCGAUAACAGAAUCUCAGGGGGCCUGGAAGUAUUGGCAGAAAAGUGUCCGAACCUCACACAUCUAAAUUUAAGUGGCAACAAAAUUAAAGACCUCAGCACAAUGGAGCCACUGAAAAAGUUAGAAAACCUCAAGAGCUUAGACCUUUUCAAUUGUGAGGUAACCAACCUGAAUGACUACCGAGAAAACGUGUUCAAGCUCCUCCCGCAACUCACAUAUCUUGAUGGCUACGACCGGGAUGACAAGGAGGCCCCUGACUCGGACGCCGAGGGCUAUGUAGAGGGCCUGGACCUGGACGAGGAGGACGAGGAUGAGGAAGAAUAUGAUGAGGAUGCUCAGAUAGUGGAAGACGAAGAGGACGAGGAAGAGGAGGAGGAAGGUGAAGAAGAGGAUGUGAGCGGAGAGGAAGAGGAGGAUGAAGAAGGUUAUAAUGACGGGGAAGUAGACGAUGAAGAAGAUGAAGAAGAUCUUGGUGAAGAAGAAAGGGGUCAGAAGCGAAAACGAGAACCUGAAGAUGAGGGAGAAGACGAUGACUAAGUGGAAUAACCUAUUUUGAAAAAUUCCUAUUGUGAUUUGACUGUUUUUACCCGUACCCUCUCCAAAUCCCGCCCCCCGAAACUUAUUUUUUUCUGAUUGUAACGUUGCUGUGGGAACGAGAAGGGAAAAGUGUACUGGGGGUUGUGGGGGAGGGAGGGUGGGAGGGGGUGGAAUAAAAUACUAUUUUUACUGCCAC
Messenger RNA from Rhinolophus ferrumequinum (greater horseshoe bat), 996 nucleotides. RefSeq names its product acidic leucine-rich nuclear phosphoprotein 32 family member A-like. The record is from RefSeq and is a predicted model, not a curated record. The coding region runs from base 51 to 800 and encodes 249 amino acids. Gene Ontology annotation, biological process: nucleocytoplasmic transport; regulation of apoptotic process. NCBI's taxonomy places the organism in Eukaryota, Metazoa, Chordata, Mammalia, Chiroptera, Rhinolophidae. The transcript has a single exon. Gene Ontology annotation, molecular function: histone binding. Gene Ontology annotation, cellular component: perinuclear region of cytoplasm; nucleus.